This is a messenger RNA of Ornithorhynchus anatinus (platypus), 1776 nucleotides long. It is a transcript of the gene PDK3, whose product is annotated as pyruvate dehydrogenase kinase 3. Gene Ontology annotation, molecular function: pyruvate dehydrogenase (acetyl-transferring) kinase activity. Gene Ontology annotation, biological process: protein phosphorylation; regulation of glucose metabolic process. NCBI's taxonomy places the organism in Eukaryota, Metazoa, Chordata, Mammalia, Monotremata, Ornithorhynchidae. The coding region runs from base 230 to 1339 and encodes 369 amino acids. The record is from RefSeq and is a predicted model, not a curated record. Gene Ontology annotation, cellular component: mitochondrion. The transcript has 13 exons.
GGCUGCUCAAGCAGCCGGUGCCGCUGCAGAUCGAGCGCUACUCCCGCUUCUCGCCCUCGCCGCUCUCCAUCAAGCAGUUCCUGGACUUCGACCGUCAGCUCGUCGCGCGCAGGGGAUGUAACCUGUUCUCCUGUUCUGUUGUCCUCUCCCGGGCGCUCAGUCUAGUGCUCUGCACGCAGUAGGCGCUGACCGACAAAGGCGAGAUAAUGCCUGCGAAAAGACGUCGUACAUGUUCCUUCGGAAAGAGCUUCCGGUGCGAUUGGCCAACACGAUGAGGGAAGUCAACCUCCUGCCCGACAACCUUCUCAGCCGGCCUUCCGUCGGGCUGGUGCAGAGCUGGUACAUGCAGAGCUUCCUCGAACUUUUAGACUAUGAGAAUAAAAGCCCGGAAGACCCUCACGUCUUGGAUGACUUUCUCCAAGUCCUGAUAAAGGUCCGAAACCGGCACAAUGACGUGGUCCCCACGAUGGCCCAGGGGGUGAUCGAAUACAAAGAGAAGUACGGGUUCGAUCCUUUCAUCAGCAGCAACAUCCAGUAUUUCCUGGACCGCUUCUACACCAACCGCAUCUCCUUCCGCAUGCUCAUUAACCAGCACACCCUUCUGUUCGGCGGUGACACCAACCCGGCUCACCCCAAGCACAUCGGGAGCAUCGACCCCACCUGCAACGUGGCCGACGUCGUCAAGGACGCCUAUGAGACGGCCAAGAUGCUGUGUGAGCAGUACUAUCUCGUAGCCCCCGAGUUGGAAGUUGAAGAAUUUAACGCCAAAGCUCCGGAGAAGCCCAUUCAAGUCGUUUACGUACCUUCUCACCUGUUUCACAUGCUAUUUGAGUUGUUCAAGAACUCCAUGAGAGCAACGGUGGAGCUGCACGAAGGGAGGAAAGAAGGCUACCCGGCCGUUAAGACUCUAGUCACUUUGGGAAAAGAAGACCUGUCCAUUAAGAUAAGCGACCGGGGAGGCGGCGUGCCCCUCAGGAAGAUCGACCGCCUGUUCAACUAUAUGUAUUCGACGGCUCCCAGGCCGAGCCUGGAACCGUCGCGGGCCGCCCCUCUGGCCGGGUUUGGCUACGGCCUGCCCAUUUCCCGUCUGUACGCCAGGUAUUUCCAGGGGGACCUCAAGCUCUAUUCCAUGGAAGGCGUGGGAACGGACGCCGUGAUUUAUCUGAAGGCCCUUUCAAGUGAAUCAUUUGAGAGGCUGCCGGUGUUUAAUAAGUCGGCCUGGCGGCACUAUAAGACGACGCCCGAAGCCGACGACUGGAGCAACCCCAGCAGCGAACCCAGGGACGCUUCCAAAUACAAGGCCGACCCAGACAAGGCGAAAAGCGACCGGACGCCGUGAGGAGCCGUGGACCGGGAAGGAACGUCGCGUCUCCCGCAGCGGCUCGCCCGGCGAGCGGCCGACCCCGGGGCCGGCCCGGGCGCCUCCGGGACGACGGCUCCGGCCCGGUCCGGCCCCGCCGACGGCCCCGGGGCGUCCGGCCGGCGGGCGCCUUGACGGUCGGGCGGGCCCCGUGCCCUCCACCGCGGCUUCCGCCCCGUCCGCUCGCCACCCCCCGCCCCCGCCUCCACCCGUCUCGGCGGCGUCCGGCGGGGCCGCCGUCUACUCCACGGCCGGGCGCCGCCCCGGCGUCCGUCGCCGGCCGAGACUUUCCGCCGCGCCCCAGUCGUCCGUCCCUCGGCCCCCGGCCCCUCCCGCUCUCCGUCCCUCUCCCGCCGUCGAUCUCCAUCCCGCGUGUACCUCGCCCCGCUCUCCGAUUAAAGCGUUCUCAAAGCCGA